AUGCGGCUGCUGGGCGCAGCCUUCGCCUCGGCUGUGGGCCGCGGGCCGCUGCCGCGGGCCCCGGCCGCCCUGGGCUGGCGGGGGAAGCAGGUUAACUGGAAGGUCUGCAGAUGGUGUUCAUCAGGGAAGAUUCCUAAUGAAAGGAUAAGAAAUAUUGGAAUCUCAGCUCACAUUGAUUCUGGGAAAACGACGUUAACAGAACGAGUGCUUUACUACACUGGCAGAAUCGCAAAGAUGCAUGAGGUGAAAGGUAAAGAUGGAGUUGGUGCUGUCAUGGACUCCAUGGAACUAGAAAGACAGAGAGGAAUCACUAUUCAGUCAGCAGCCACCUAUACCAUGUGGAAAGAUGUCAACAUCAACAUUAUAGAUACUCCCGGGCAUGUGGAUUUCACAAUAGAAGUUGAAAGGUCCCUGAGAGUGUUGGACGGCGCAAUCCUUGUUGUCUGUGCGGUUGGAGGGGUGCAGUGCCAGACCAUGACCGUGAAUCGGCAGAUGAAGCGCUACAAUGUUCCAUUUCUCACUUUCAUUAACAAACUGGACCGAUUGGGCUCCAACCCCACCAGGGCGCUGCAGCAGAUGAGGUCUAAACUAAAUCAUAAUGCAGCAUUUGUGCAGAUACCCAUUGGUUUGGAGGGUGACUUUAAAGGUAUUAUAGAUCUUAUUGAGGAACGAGCCAUCUAUUUUGAUGGAGACUUUGGUCAGAUGGUUCGCUAUGGGGAAAUUCCAGCGGAAUUCAGGGCUGCAGCAGCUGACCACCGCCAGGAGCUGAUUGAAAGUAUUGCUAAUUCAGAUGAGCAGCUUGGUGAGAUGUUCCUGGAAGAAAAGAUCCCCUCAAUUUCUGAUUUAAAGCUUGCAAUCCGCAGAGCUACUUUAAGCAGAUCAUUUACUCCUGUGUUUUUGGGAAGUGCCUUGAAGAACAAAGGAGUUCAGCCUCUUUUAGAUGCUGUUUUAGACUACCUCCCAAAUCCAUCUGAAGUCCAGAAUUUUGCUUUGCUAAAGCAGGAUGAUGACUCAAAAGAGAAAACCAAAAUCUUAAUGAACUCCAACAGAGACAAUUCCCAUCCAUUUGUAGGCCUGGCUUUUAAACUGGAGGCAGGUCGAUUUGGACAAUUAACUUAUAUUCGAAGUUAUCAAGGAGAGUUGAAGAAAGGGGACACCAUCUGCAACACGAGAACAGGAAAGAAAGUGCGGGUGCAACGGCUGGUUCGCAUGCAUGCUGACAUGAUGGAGGAUGUUGAUGAAGUAUUUGCUGGAGACAUCUGUGCAUUAUUUGGCAUUGACUGUGCUAGUGGAGACACAUUCACUAACAAAGAUAAUAGUGGACUUUCUAUGGAGUCAAUUCAUGUUCCUGAUCCCGUCAUUUCAAUAGCAAUGAAGCCUGCUAACAAGAAUGAUCUGGAGAAAUUUUCAAAAGGUAUUGGCAGGUUUACAAGAGAAGAUCCCACAUUUAAAGUCCACUUUGACACCGAGAGCAAAGAGACAAUUGUAUCUGGAAUGGGAGAAUUACAUCUGGAAAUCUAUGCUCAGAGGAUGGAAAGAGAAUAUGGCUGCCCUUGUAUCACAGGAAAGCCAAAAGUCGCUUUCAGAGAAACCAUUACUGCCCCUGUCCCGUUCGAGUUUACACAUAAAAAGCAAUCGGGUGGUGCAGGCCAGUUUGGAAGAGUGAUAGGGGUCCUGGAGCCUCUGGAGCCAGAGAACUACACUAAGCUGGAGUUUUCAGAUGAAACAUUUGGGUCAAAUGUUCCCAAGCAAUUUGUGCCUGCUGUAGAAAAGGGGUUUCUGGAUGCCUGCGAGAAGGGCCCUCUGACUGGUCACAAACUCUCUGGGCUCCGCUUCGUCCUGCAAGAUGGAGCACAUCACAUGGUUGACUCCAAUGAAAUCUCUUUCAUCCGUGCAGGAGAAGGGGCGCUCAAACAAGCCUUGGCAAAUGCAACAUUAUGUAUUCUUGAACCCAUUAUGUCUGUGGAAGUUGUGGCCCCGAAUGAAUUUCAGGGAGCAGUGAUUGCAGGAAUUAACCGGCGCCACGGGAUAAUCACUGGACAAGAUGGGGUUGAGGACUAUUUUACACUGUAUGCCGAUGUCCCUCUAAAUGAUAUGUUUGGUUAUUCCACUGAGCUUAGGUCAUGUACAGAGGGGAAGGGAGAGUACACAAUGGAGUACUGCAGAUACCAGCCAUGUUUACCAGCCACACAAGAGGACCUCAUUAAUAAGUAUUUGGAAGCAACAGGUCAACUUCCUGUAAAAAAAGGAAAAGCCAAGAACUAA
Messenger RNA from Pipistrellus nathusii (Nathusius's pipistrelle), 2265 nucleotides. The record is from the annotation of a GenBank genome assembly. NCBI's taxonomy places the organism in Eukaryota, Metazoa, Chordata, Mammalia, Chiroptera, Vespertilionidae.